CUGACCUCUUCCUUUCUCUUCCCCUUACACAAGAACAAACUUCCAAUUCCAAUGUCUCAUUCCCCUUUUUCUUCUUCAACAACAAAAUACAAUUAUUUGAUCAACGGCAAUGUCAUGGCUGCGAUCGGCGGUAAGCAAAGCUGUAGAAGUUGGUGGCGCAGGCAACAGAAACCUUCGUUACUAUGCCGAUUCUGUCGUCCAACAAGCCAGUAAUGCUGUCUCCGGUGUUCCCAAGUUAUUCCUUGAUCGCUCCGGGUCUCGGAGUUAUCAGAAUUUUAAGCAAGCGGUGAAAACAUUAGAAGAGCUUUCUGUUUCAUGUAGAGGUAUAGAGAGAGUUCAGUUACUACGAAGAUGGUUAGUUGCUUUGAAAGAGAUUGAGAGACUAUCACUGCCUCUGCCUGUUAGUGAACCUGUCUCUUCCCCUUCUCCAAAGAGCAUUGAUUCUAUUUAUACCACGGAUGAUGGCAAGAAUUCUCCUCGUGAGCCAACUUUGGUUUUAUAUUAUGAUCCUGAUCUUGGUGGAGAACCAUUGAAUUUUAGAGAUGUGUUUCUCAGCAGUCAAGCUCUUGAAGGAAUGAUACUUUCAAUGAUUCUUGAAGCACCUGAUACAGAAGAAGUCUCUUUACUUAUGGAGAUAUUUGGGCUCUGUCUUACGGGCGGGAAAGAAGUUCGUGAAGCAACCAUGAGCAGCAUAAAAGUUUUGGCAAAAGCUUUCUCAAGCUAUAAAGAAGAAGUGCUGGCGAAGAAGGAAGAGCUGCUUCUCCAUGCACAAGGUGCAAUUGCUGGACUGAAAAUAAAUGCAGAUAUAGUGAGAAUAGAUUCUGAAGUCUCAAACAUACAUCAAAAACUAGACAAGAUGAUAUUACAACUGCCAUCAAGCAAAUAUGAAAACGAGUCUUCUAAAGUUGCAACUAAUGCAACAUCAGAGGCAAGUUGGAUUUCGAUUCCCAGUUUUUGUUCUUUACCAAGAAUUGGUUCAUUCAUUGUAAAAUCUGGAUUGAAAGAAGCACUCUCUCAGCUUCAAUUCUUAUCCAAGAUGGAAGCACUUUUAUUACAGAAGAAGGCUUUGCUCGGCAGGGAUGUUCCUGAAAGUCUGUCCAAAAGGGUUUUUAAGUUGAAGGUUUUAUCAGAGUCUCUUUCAAGCUCUGCUUCAAAAACUGAAGUCCGAAUUUCAGAGAACAGAAUCCAAAAGGAAGGAGCUCUUAAGUUCCGUAUAGCAAAAACCGGUGAAAUCUCCCAGCUUGAAAAGGAACUUGAGGAUGAAAUUAAGUCACUUGAGAAUCAGAGAGAUGAACUUGAAGCAGCGCUAAAGAAGGUCAAAGUUGCAUUGGUUUCAGCAAAUGCCCGUCUUCACAAUGCUAGGGAAGAAAGAGAACAGUUCGAUGAAGCUAAUAAUCAAAUUCUUCAACACUUCAAGGUGAAGGAAGAUGAGCUGUCUAAAUCGAUGACAUUAUAUAGGGCAGAAGCAGAUGUUUGCGAUGCAUUUAUUAGUUUCUUAGAAGACUCAUGGACUUUUGAGUCCUCUUACAUCAAACAAAAGCAGAAGCAGGUCAAUGAUGAAUUGGACAAUUGUGAAGAUUAUCUGGUGAACUUGGCAAUCCAUGUCUUAUCAAUGUACAAGGAUGGGCUGGGGCCUUCCAUUUCAAAUCUUAAGGAACUUGCAGAAAACUUGAAACGGUCAGAGAUUAUGAACAAUGAGAAGGCUGAAUCAAUUGAAGAGAAAAGAAGGCUAGAGGAAGAAUACCUGAAUGCAGAGGCUAAGUUAGUUACAGUGUUCAGUGUAGUGGACGGCAUAAAAAGACAAUUUUAUGGGCAAGACGGCGCGAUCUCUAGGAAAGGUGAUCAGAAACUGAAAGAGUUACUAGAUGCUCUUCAAAAGCUAGAAGACGAAUUCGAAUCCAUUAAUAGACCAACACUGGAACUCGAGACCCUAGCAAGGCAGGCUGAGGCCGCAAAAUCAAAAGAGACACUUGAAAGUUCCCCUUCGUCUCCUACGCAGCCAGCAAGCGAUGAUUCGGCGUCCUUUGUAGAUGCGCUUCCACGAAUCCAGACGCCAAGGCCUGACCAUACGUCCAAUCCAGAAACUAUGGUACUAACACCAAGGCGAUGGAUGAGAGAGAAUGUCAGAAGAAGUCUUUCAUUAGCUAUAAAUCAAACAACAGGGUCGCUAGAGUCCAGUUUCAAGUCGCCAAAACUUCGGAAAGGGAAGUCAUUGGAUCCAGCCGCUGAGCUGUCUCGAUUGAAGCUCGAGCUGGAACUUGAGAAUGACAGUAGAAUACACCCUUCUGAGGAGAUCAAUGACUGGGAGUCUGAUGUCGUUGACAAAGAAAGACUACAUUUUAAAUGAACUUCCCAACCACAGAAGAUAGCUUCAAAUAUGUACUGUUUGGCUACCUUCUUGAGCCAAAAGGCCAAAAGAUGGCCAAUUGUGGCAAUUUGAUACAGAAUGUAAUGCUAUAACCUAUAGCGCAUAGCUUCAACUAUGUACUGUUUGGCUACUUUCUUGAGCCAAAAGAUGGCCAAAAUUGUGGCAAUUUGAUACAGAAUGUAUUGCUAUAUCCUAUAGCUUGGUUUUCUCAACAGUGGACUUUGGAGAUAACCUCUUAAGUCACUUUACACUUAGUUUUUAUGGUAUUAGAUGAAUCUUUGUACAUAAAAUACGUUGUUUUUAUAACGUCCGGACUUAAUUCAGGUGUACACAUGGAUUCUCUCUAUGUACUAUCCUUUUCAUAAAUUUACUGGACUAGACUUAAAUGUUGAAACUGUUGAAGCAGUACUUCUUCAAGUAAAAACCACCAAGUGGUAUGGUGGAAUGGUUGAGAUCUCCCAUCUUUAACCAGAAAU
This is a messenger RNA of Lycium ferocissimum, 2844 nucleotides long. RefSeq lists its product as uncharacterized. The transcript has 19 exons. Lineage: Eukaryota; Viridiplantae; Streptophyta; Magnoliopsida; Solanales; Solanaceae. The record is from RefSeq and is a predicted model, not a curated record. Bases 110 to 2347 code for a protein of 745 amino acids.